CCAAAGCCUCCUUCGCUCUCGUCUUUUUUCUCUCGCCUUCCUCCCUCUAAUCAUUCCAAGCAUAUAUGUAUAGAUAUCUAAACAUAUAUGUCUAAACAUAUAUGUGUAUGAAUAUCCUUUGAGUUCUCAAGCCGAAGCAGAGUUUUCAAAUCGAUCCGAUUUCUCUUUUUUUUCGCCGCCAUAAACAAUCUCCGUCCGAAUCUCCGGCCAUUUUGUCUGGAAUCAGCUGCUUCUCCUUAACAUCUUUUCACGUGUUUCCCAUAAUUGAGCUCUCUCGAGUUACGGAACUUCUCGCACGCGUUUGUUGAUGGUCAUCUAAUAAUAGAAGAAUUGUUCGUACUCCAUAGGCCAGCCGCCAGCCUGAAUUGUCUUCGUUGAUCAUCUUUUUUUUCCUAUUAACAGUGUCACUCUUAUGCGAGGUUUCAUCCUUUUUCUGUAGUAAGAGAUGGUUGCAUUUGGGAAGAAGCUGAAGGAAAGACAAAUUCAAGAAUGGCAAGGAUACUAUAUCAACUACAAGCUAAUGAAGAAAAAAGUCAAGCAGUACACCCUCCAGAUUCAAGCUGGAGCACUAGAUCGCAGAUAUGUUCUCAAGGAUUUCUCUCGCAUGUUGGAUAACCAGAUUGAGAAGAUUGUUCUUUUUCUUCUGGAACAACAAGGCCUACUUGCUAGCCGGAUAGAAAAACUUAAUGAACAGCAAGAUUCUCUUCAGGAGCAGCCUGAUAUAAGUAAGAUAUCAGAGCUCCGAGAGGCUUAUAGAGAAGUAGGGAGAGAUCUUUUGAAGCUUCUCUUUUUUGUUGAAGUAAAUGCCAUUGGACUGCGAAAGAUCCUCAAGAAGUUUGACAAACGCUUUGGCUCUAAAUUCACUGAUUACUAUGUCAAAACUCGUGCUAAUCAUCCCUAUUCUCAGCUUCAGCAAGUUUUCAAGCAUGUGGGGGUAGGAGCAGUUGUUGGAGCAAUAUCCCGCAAUCUUGCAGAGCUUCAGGACCGUCAGGGAAGCUACUUAUCAAUUUAUGACCAGCCUGCUCUACCGCUACAGGAUCCUGUGGUCGACUCUUUAAAAUCAGCUGUUGAUAGAUUAACCUAUUCAACAAAUUUCCUUCACUUCCUAGCGCAACAUGCACUUAUUAUGCAAGAAGAAUUACCUACUCCCAUUGAGGAACAUAUUGAAGAUGGAAGUUACCACUUUAUGUCUCUUCUAUUGAACUUGGCAAGCACAUUUCUUUAUAUGGUCAAUACAUAUAUUAUUGUCCCCACUGCAGAUGACUACUCAAUAAGCCUAGGGGCUGCUGCAACAGUUUGUGGUGUUAUAAUUGGAGCAAUGGCUGUCGCUCAGAUUUUCUCUUCCGUAUACUUCAGUGCUUGGUCUAACAAGUCAUACUUCAAGCCUUUGCUGUUUAGCAGCAUAGCUCUUUUUCUAGGAAAUGUCUUGUACGCGUUGGCUCUUGAUUUCAAUUCAAUAACUAUUCUUCUUAUUGGACGACUAUUUUGCGGUUUGGGUUCAGCUAGAGCUGUUAACCGACGUUAUAUCAGCGACUGUGUGCCACUUAAGAUUCGCAUGCAGGCUUCAGCAGGCUUCGUUAGUGCUAGUGCACUUGGAAUGGCAUGUGGUCCUGCACUGGCCGGGUUACUUCAGACUAAUUUUAAGAUAUACAAACUCACAUUUAAUCAAAACACCUUACCUGGCUGGGUUAUGGCUUUUGCAUGGUUGGCCUAUCUAGUAUGGCUGUGGAUCUCAUUUAGAGAACCUUCUCGUGAAAAUGACGAAAAUCAUGUUUCAGAAGGGUCAAAUAAUGUGGAAAGUGAAAACCUAGAAAAGGGCCUUGCACAACCAUUGCUCCUGACUUCAGAGGAAAACCAGCAACAGGAUGACGACCAAGAUUAUGAUGGAAGUGAAGAAGCUUCUGAGGAAUCUCGUGGGCCAGCCACCUCAAUAGGAUCAGCAUAUAGAUUGCUCACACCUUCAGUGAAGGUUCAACUGUUGAUUUACUUCAUGUUGAAGUAUGCAAUGGAAAUUUUACUCUCAGAAUCUAGCGUUGUUACAACGAACUACUUUAGGUGGUCUACAGGCACAGUUGCAAUCUUCCUGGCAGGUCUUGGCUUGACAGUUUUACCCGUAAAUAUUUUUGUUGGGAGCUACAUAAGUAACAUGUUUGAGGACAGGCAAAUUUUACUUGCUUCUGAAAUUAUGGUUCUCCUGGGUAUACUCUUCAGUUUUCAUGUAAUAGGGAAGUAUACUGUCCCCCAAUAUGUCUGCUCAGGACUCGUAAUGUUUGUUUCUGCCGAAGUAUUAGAAGGUGUCAAUUUAUCACUCCUCUCCCGAGUCAUGUCGUCUAGGCUUUCUCGUGGAACUUAUAACGGCGGACUCUUGUCAACCGAAGCUGGUACAAUUGCUCGAGUCAUUGCAGAUGGAACCAUCACGCUGGCUGGUUUUUUAGGGCAGAAUAAGCUCCUGAAUUUCACCCUUCUUCCUUCAUUACUGAUAUGCGUGGCAUCAAUUAUUGCAACCUGCUGUACCUAUAACUCUCUUUACUAGCUUAAUGUACUGAAGUUCAAUAGCAUCUUCGAUUCUUAAUGCAUUCUUAUUCGAGUUCUUUGUCUCGUA
Messenger RNA from Coffea eugenioides, 2602 nucleotides. RefSeq names its product SPX domain-containing membrane protein At4g22990-like. The transcript has 11 exons. The record is from RefSeq and is a predicted model, not a curated record. Gene Ontology annotation, molecular function: transmembrane transporter activity. NCBI's taxonomy places the organism in Eukaryota, Viridiplantae, Streptophyta, Magnoliopsida, Gentianales, Rubiaceae. Gene Ontology annotation, cellular component: plant-type vacuole membrane. Gene Ontology annotation, biological process: transmembrane phosphate ion transport from cytosol to vacuole. Bases 446 to 2533 code for a protein of 695 amino acids.